AGUCGUUGUUGUUCAUCCGCCUGCUCUUUUGGUACCGCGAAGAUGCCGCUUGGCUACUUGGGCUCGAAACACACGGUGUACGACAUCUACCCGAUCCGCAACAAACGUGCGUUGCUCCUGGUAGACCCACAGAACAUUCUCCAUGACUCCGCCGACCUCCACGCCACCAUCGGCACCAUCUCCUACCUGCUGAAGAAGCACGCCAUCGUCGUCGUUGCGGCGUCUUUCGGGCCACUCCCCGGCAUCACGCUGAACCUGUCGCGCAAGGAGCGGGAAGCCGCCUUGGAGGCGUUCCGCAGGGAAGAUGGUCUCGGCUACACGAACUUCUUCUCCUCGCUCACACCGGCGGAAAAGGUGAAGCUGCUUUCUCGUGUUCCCGGACUGGACUUUACCCCGUCCCCGGCGAGUGCCCCCGGCUACCAUCAGGCCCCCAACACGGGUAAGACAUCGCUCUUUGGCACCUUAAGCAACGAACAGAAGUCUGCCGUGCUCCGCGCCGCGUACCCGAAUCAGGACUUCGUCUCCUGCACAACGUUUCCGUUUGUGGCGGCGCUGCAGCAGCACUUCCCAGGCGUGCAGGUCACCUUCGCCCCGGACUGCAUGCGUCCACCGACGAUUCAGAUGCAGCCGGGCACCAUCGUCGUUCUCGAGAACUACCGGUUUUACCGCAACGAAAUCGCGACCGUCGCGGAGGAGCGCAUUGCGAUGGCCGAGGUGCUAGCCGCCGAGAUCGACGUCUUCAUCAACGAUUCCUUCGGCACCUCGCACCGCACGCUGGCGAGCAAUGUGGAGCUGCCAAAGCUGCAGCUGCAUGGCGCCGCCGGGCUGUCGAUGGAGCGGGAGCUGGCGUUCUACUCGAAGUUUCUGAGUCACCCGUCGCACCCGCUGGCGGUGAUGGUCGGUGGCAGCGAUAUCGUGCGCAAGAUGCGGCUCAUCCGCAAUUUGGCCGAGCGGGUCGACCGCAUUCUCAUUGCGGGUGCGGUGGCGUUUCCUUUUCUGGUGGCGCGUGGCGCGCAGGCCGGACGGGGAUACGAAACAGGUGAGAAGGAGCUGCGCAUCAGCGUGGUCACGACUCCGCUAAAUAACUCGUUAGCGGGCCGGGAGUGUCUCCCCACGACGCGGACCUGCUCGCAGUACGCGGCGGAGAUUCUCCAAAUCUGCGAGGAGAACAACGUCGAUGUGGUGCUGCCCAUCGACCACCUCGCUGUAGCGGAUCCAGACAUCCGGCCCUACGACGACACGGAGGGGAAAGAGAAGGCGAAGAUUGUCGAGGUGCCGUCGCCGUCGGUGCCGCCGGACAUGUACAGCGUGGAUUGCGGCGUGGAGACGGUGAACCUUUUCAUGCGCAGUUUGCGUGGGUGCCGCACGCUCUUCUGGACGGGCAUGAUUGGCUGGUAUGGCAAAGGCUUUUGCAAGGGCACCGAAAGCUUCGCCACGCGGCUGGCCAGCACCGACAUUAUUGCAAUGCUCGCCGGUCAGCACACGGCGCUGACCGCACUGGAUUUGGGCAUCGCCGACAAGGUCUUUCACGUCUCGGGCGGUGGCCUCGCGUCGCUCGAGUUCCUCAUGGGCGGCUCGCUGCCCGGCAUCGAGUCCCUCACCGACGUAGCGCCCCCGGUAGACCCGAAGAUGUACAUCUCCGUGAAUGAGCUGCUGCGGUCGCUGCCCCUCUUUGCGGGCUGCAACUCGCAUCAGCUGCGCACUGUGGCCCGCAAGUUCGUGCGUCGCGUCCACGGCGAAGGCGACUUCCUCUUCCACCGCGGCGACCGCCAUACGUGCAUGUACCUGGUCGCGCGUGGCGGGCUCGUGGCGCACUACGGCGAGGACUACAGCUCCACGCCGUCUCGCUACGUCGGCAAGGGGCAAACCGUCGGCAUGUACGAGUUCAUUACGCAGGCGCAGUCGAUGGAGACGGUGCGGGCGGCGCUGCCGGACACCGUGACGUACCACCUCUCCUUCUUUGUGCUGAACGACCUCUUGAACGGGUACCCCGACCUCGCCAUCCAGCUCUUCCAGAACAUCUCCGAGCCGUUGCGCCAGAUCGUCAACGUCGAUUACUACAACCAGCAGACGCCGACACAGGUGGCGUGGCGGAACAGCUGCCGCACCCGCGUGCCGCUGCCGUGCACCAUCCCCCGCAACACGGCGUUGUGGGAGGAUGUUGUGCAGGACGUCAUCAUCGCGGUGGCGCUGCAGAAGCUGACGAUGCGGUUUACGCCGUAUGUGCCGAAGACGCCCAACAUCGAGCCGGAGGCACUCGUCGGAACACCGAGCGUGCUCUACGGCGGCCUGCUGCAGCGUCUCCAGUAUCACCAGUACUUGCCUUGCAACAUCGCCGUGGCGGUCCUGCGCAACUUCCUCUACCACUACAUCGUCAGCUGGAUGCACAGUCCAGCGGUGGCGGCCGUUGUGAGCGCCAUGGCCGUGUCGCCGCUGCGUGUGUGGAGCUACGGCAUUAUGUACUGCGACAUCAACUUCAAGAUGGUGCUGGAGGAGGCGGUGUGCGGCGCGGUAGUCAGCGUCGCGCCGGCCACGGCGUACAAGUACAUGCUGAGCCUGCAGGACCGUUACGAGCGUCGCCGGCAGCGGCCAAUGGGUCGUGUGACGCAGCUGGCGUUGAUGGCCGUCGUCAAGGCCCUGCUCGGCGUGAUUAUUUUUCCUGUGAUUUACCAACGCAACUUCAUCUACACCCAACCGACGGCGAGCCGCUUCUGGAAGACGGACGCCUUUAAGGCCUACGAGGUGAAGCAGGUACUCUCCGUGCUGCUGCGCUGUUCGGUGCACAACUGCUUGAAGGUGCUGAGUCUGGCGUAA
Leptomonas pyrrhocoris is the source of this 2814-nucleotide messenger RNA. Its product is annotated as putative phosphoglycerate kinase. NCBI's taxonomy places the organism in Eukaryota, Euglenozoa, Kinetoplastea, Trypanosomatida, Trypanosomatidae. Gene Ontology annotation, biological process: gluconeogenesis; glycolytic process. Bases 43 to 2814 code for a protein of 923 amino acids. The transcript has a single exon. The record is from RefSeq and is a predicted model, not a curated record. Gene Ontology annotation, molecular function: ADP binding; phosphoglycerate kinase activity; ATP binding. Gene Ontology annotation, cellular component: cytosol.